CUCGGCAAUCCCAUAGAGUGGCUGGCUCUGGUCGCUGGACGCGUGUAAGUGAGAGGCCGGAAGCAACGGGAGCCGGUAACGUGGUGGAGCGGAAGUAGGUAGCGGAAGCCCUGCCUGGAGUCGCUUGAGAGAUUAGAUAAAGCCUGAAACACUGUCAUGGUAAAGAAGAGAGGGACGAACCUCCCCGCCCAGGACUUUCUUGAUGCAGAACCUGUGUGCAAGCACCUGCGGAAGGCCCUGGAUGAUGGAAGUGUGAAGAGGGCGCUGGUGAAUGUGGAAUGGACAAUGUGCCAGGACUGCCAGGCAGACAACAAGGAGAAGAAUAACUCCGAGGAUGAGUCGGCUGAAGACCCUUCUGUCUGGCUGUGUUUAAAAUGUGGACAUCGGGGCUGUGGCAGAAAUUCAGUGGCCCAGCAUGCACUGAACCAUUACAACACCCCCAGGUCAGAACCACACUGCCUGGUCCUUAACGUUGAUAUGUGGAGUGCAUGGUGCUACUUAUGCGACAACGAGGUUCCCUAUAACCGCAGUAGUCGGUUAGGCCAGCUGGUGGAUUAUUUGCAAAGAAAAGCCAAGGCAAAAAGCAAAAAAUCUAAUUCAGUAGUCUCGAAUGAAGAAGUUAAAACUGAAACUGUGACUGAGAAUGAAGUCAAGAAGAUUCAGGAUCAAGAUGAGAAGCCCGAUGUUCAAGCCAAACAGGAAAAAGCCAACAGUACCCCGAAAAUUAGUACCGAGCCUACAGUGAAAGGACUUAGCAAUUUGGGGAACACGUGUUUUUUCAAUGCAGUGAUGCAGAACCUAUCCCAGACCCCUGCUUUAAGCGAACUUCUAAAUGAGGUUAAAACAUUUAGAAAACCAGUGACUGUCCUACUGCCGGAUUCAUCAUCUCCUAAAAUUCUAGAGGUAAAUCUAGAGCAGCAGCCAGGACCACUGACCUUGGCAAUGUGGCAAUUCCUGACUGAAAUGCAUGAGACAAAAAAGGGAGUUGUCACCCCCAAGGAGCUCUUUUCUCAGGUCUGUAAAAAAGCAAUACGGUUUAAAGGCUACCAGCAACAAGAUAGUCAGGAAUUACUUCGCUACUUGUUGGAUGGAAUGAGAGGAGAGGAAAUCCAGAGAGUAACCUUGGCAAUGUCCAAGUCACUACAGAGCACUUUAGAUGAAGAAGAAAUUAAAAAGAUUGUGAAAGAUUAUGAAAAGCGUCGAACGAUUCCAAACUUUGUGGACUGUUUGUUUGGGGGAGAGCUGACUAGCACAAUCAUGUGUGAGGAGUGUCACACGGUGUCAUUGGUUCAUGAACCUUUCCUUGACCUCUCUCUGCCUGUGCUGGAUGAUUUGAUUGUUAAAAAAAAUAGUAAGUCAACACCGCCAGCUCGGGAGAGGAAAGAGGAAGAAGAAGAAGAGAAUGAUGAUGACCGCUACGUGAAGGAAAGAGAUGAAGUAUCGCCUGGGGCGAGCAAACACCUGCAGAAGAAAGCAAAGAAGGCAGCUAAAAAGCAAGCCAAGAACCAACGCAGACAGCAGAAAUGGCAAGGGAAGACAGUGCUAUUCACUGAUUUGGCCAAGCAAGAGUGUUCGGAGGAUGAGGAAGAGGUUUCGCAAAAUAAUACUGAGUCAGAGACCAACGCCAGGCCAGAUAAUGAGACCCCUACAGCUGAUGACUUAAACACAAUGGAAACAGAUCUGUCCACUCUUGAAAACGGCAAUGAGGAAACGGCCGAUGGCUUAAACACAAUGGAAACUGAUUUGUCCACUCUUGAAAACGGCAACAAGGAAAUGGCUGGUGGCUUCAAAACAAUGGAAACGGAUCUGUCCACUCUUGAAAACGGCAGCGAGACUAUUAAAAGUGCGGUAGAAGGAAUCACGGAACAUACAGACCUUGAUUCUUCUGUGCAUAACAAUGUGGGGAGUGUGGAGACGAAUGCACUUGUGGGUACUAUGGAAAACAACAAUAACAAUAACAUAGAAGUGAAUAAAACCCCUGAGAGAACUGCAGGCAGUGGAGGAGACAGCAUGGAAGCCAUGGCCGCUGUGGAGAAUGGAAAUGCUGAUGCAGUCAAUGUGGAUGAUACGGAGGCUGUCAAUGGUUUAUCAGACAGUACCAGUGCCAAUAUGGAUCAUGAACUAACAAACUCUUUAAACAGACUCCAGCUGAGCUCUGAUCUAGAACCCACCCAGGUAGAGAUAGAGAUAUUACCCGACAAAGAGCAGCCCCACACGCAAGUCUACGAGGUGGUAAAUGAAGACCCCAAAACUGCAUUCAGUACACUUUCUAAUAGGAAGGAUCUGCCCAUAGAUGAGUUUUCUGUGCUCAGUUGCCUCUAUCAGUUCACUCACAAAGAGACCCUCACUGGGAACAACAAGCUGCUCUGUAAUGUCUGCACCCGGAAACAGGCCAGCAGGCUGAACAACAGUAAUAAAGGGGAGAAGAAGUUUGUUUACACUAAUGCUAAGAAGCAAAUGUUGGUGUCAGACCCCUCUCCCAUCCUCACUCUCCAUUUGAAGAGGUUCCAGCAGAAUGGCUUUAAUUUACGGAAGAUUAACAGGCAUAUAAAGUUCCCUGAGGUGCUAGACUUGGCUCCAUUCUGCACAGCAAAAUGUAAGAACGUUCCUGAAGGAGAGUCGCGGUUACUGUACUCCCUGUACGGCGUUAUUGAGCACAGCGGCAGCAUGAGGUCCGGCCAUUACACCGCGUUCGUCAAACUGCGCCACCCGAACCAGCAGCUCUGCAAGAUGUUAUUUACUGGAGACAUUCCAGAAGUCUCGGGAAGUGAACCUGGGCAAGGCAGCUGGUACCACAUAAGCGACAGCCACGUCCAAGCAGUGUCCCUUUCCAGAGUGCUGAGCUCCCAGGCUUACCUGCUCUUCUAUGAGCGAAUGCUGUAACCUGGAGAGACAUUCUGCCCCGGGGCUCUGCUGAAUAACCAACGAAUAUUUAUUAAGUGAACUACCAACAUCUUCGUUUGGAUUCAACAAGCCGAAGAUACACGGUCACAGAUGAUUAUAUAUUGUGCUGCGACUAAGAAUGCGACUGACGUGUUCCUGAGACAGAUCUUACGCCUCAACAGCAGGAUUAUUUAUUGAUGUUUAUACCAGUAAGAAAACUGAAAGUAGGAGUGAGCCAUGUACUAGGGGUGUGCGUCAUUGUCCUGCAAGAUGCUAUCGAUGGGUUUGUUCAUUGCUCCAGCCCAGGGAGGCAACAACUGAUACAGCCUUAUGCUGCAGAGGAGGCUGAUUUUGAUUGAAUAGCAGAACGUCUACUUUCUCUUUAAGAGCAAUAGAACCAAUCGAAGCAAGUUGGGAGUCUGGUGACACUUGCAGGGCCAGAACAUGAGCAGAUGGACCUUCCUUCACCUACAACAAUAUGCAAUAAAUUCUAUAUUUUAAAUGAA
Molecule: messenger RNA, 3389 nt
Organism: Xenopus laevis (African clawed frog)
Lineage: Eukaryota; Metazoa; Chordata; Amphibia; Anura; Pipidae
Gene: usp16.L
Product: ubiquitin specific peptidase 16 L homeolog
Exons: 18
Coding region: 157-2883 (908 amino acids)
Biological process (GO): ubiquitin-dependent protein catabolic process; protein homotetramerization; mitotic cell cycle
Cellular component (GO): nucleus
Molecular function (GO): cysteine-type deubiquitinase activity; cysteine-type endopeptidase activity; transcription coactivator activity
Source: RefSeq, a predicted model, not a curated record